Nestor notabilis (Kea) is the source of this 873-nucleotide messenger RNA. RefSeq names its product caspase 6, apoptosis-related cysteine peptidase (gene CASP6). Gene Ontology annotation, biological process: apoptotic process; proteolysis. Gene Ontology annotation, cellular component: cytoplasm. The coding region runs from base 109 to 873 and encodes 254 amino acids. Lineage: Eukaryota; Metazoa; Chordata; Aves; Psittaciformes; Psittacidae. The record is from RefSeq and is a predicted model, not a curated record. The transcript is spliced from 7 exons.
CAGUUGGAUAGCAGACCUACAGUAACCACCACAGAUGGAAAUCAGAACCUCACAGAAGUAGAUGCACUUGAUAGAAGACAAACCUUUGAUCCUGCAGUGCAAUACAAAAUGAACCAUCAAAGAAGAGGAAUUGCAUUAAUCUUCAAUCAUGAGCACUUUUUUUGGCAUUUAAAGCUGACAGACAGACGUGGGACUCUUGCAGACAGAAACAACUUAAAACGCAGUUUGACAGACCUUGGGUUUGAAGUCAGGCAUUUUGAUGAUCUGAAAGCAGAAGAUGUGCUGCAGAAAAUUUCUGAAGCCUCCAAGGAUGACCACAGUAAUGCUGACUGUUUUGUUUGCGUGUUCCUGAGUCAUGGUGAGAAUGAUCAUGUUUAUGCAUACGAUACCUACAUCAAAAUUGAGACAAUCACAGACAUGUUCAGAGGAGACAAGUGCCAGAGUCUGGUAGGAAAACCAAAGAUAUUUAUCAUUCAGGCAUGUCGUGGUGAUAAACAUGAUGACCCAGUUAUUGUUCAGGAUUCACUAGAUGGUAGUGAUCAAUCCAUUGUCAAUGAGACUGAAGUGGAUGCAGCUGGUAUCUAUACACUGCCUGCUGGUGCUGACUUUAUCAUGUGCUACUCUGUGGCACAAGGUUACUUUUCUCAUCGUGAAACUGUAAAUGGCUCCUGGUACAUUCAAGAUUUGUGCGAGGCACUUAGGAAGCAUGGCUCCUCCUUGGAGUUCACAGAACUUCUUACUCUCGUUAACAGGAAAGUAUCUUAUCGCAAAGUGGAUAUGUGCAGAGAUAUUAAUGCUAUAGGAAAAAAACAGAUUCCUUGUUUUGCCUCAAUGUUAACUAAAAAAUUGUAUUUUCAUCCAAAAUCUAAGUAG